GGAUUUCAGCCAGAAUGUAAGAUUUUAUGUCUUCCAAUCAGAAACGAUCACGAACGUCUGACUAGAUUUGAAUCGCUGUUGUUAGCUUUUAUUUUGAAAUGAAUUUUCCAGCUGUCUUUACCGUACUGUUGAAAUAAAACGUGCGGCGAAUUUUGAGUGCUAGCGUCUACCGCCACUUGUUUAUGCCCGAAAAGCGGCUCGGCGGUUAGUUGACAGCGACUCAGCCCGAGGACGUCGCCAUGCUACCUGACAAAGAAGACGGAGACGGAUCAGGGGGAGCAGGUGGACAAAUUAUGUCUCCCAAGGGUGAGGACCCUUCUGUCAGUCUGUUCAGAGAGUACCUCCGCCUCAGGACGGUGCAUCCAGAGCCAGACUAUGAUGGCGCACUGCGGUUUCUGGACAGAAUUGCAGUGGAACUUGGGCUGCCUAUCAAGAAGAUAGAGGUUUGUCCAGGCAAAGUCGUGACCAUCUUAACCUGGCAAGGGACGAACCCCAACUUGAAAUCUGUUUUAUUGAAUUCGCACACCGACGUUGUUCCAGUUUUUCAGGAGCAUUGGAUACAUGACGCUUUCAGUGCUUUCAAAGAUGCGGAAGGCAACAUUUACGGCCGCGGCUCGCAGGAUAUGAAAUGUGUGACAAUACAGUACAUUCAGGCUGUGAGACGGCUGAAAGCCGAGGGGCAGAAAUUUUUGCGUACUCUGCACUUAACGUUUGUUCCUGAUGAAGAAGUUGGGGGUGAGAAAGGCAUGGAAACAUUUGUCAAGCAUCCCGAGUUCCAGAAAUUAAACAUUGGCUUCGCCCUGGAUGAAGGUCUGGCCAAUCCAGGUAACGCCUUCACUGUCUUUUAUGGAGAAAGGAACGUCUGGUGGAUUACCAUCCGCUGUCCAGGCAGUCCCGGUCAUGGCUCCAGGUUUGUGGAGAACACGGCGGCUGAGAAGCUGCGCCGCAUCAUCAACUCUUUCCUGGAUUUUAGAGAGAAGGAGAAACACAGGCUAAACACCAGCCAGUGCUUCACGCUCGGUGAUGUCGCCACAGUGAAUCUGACUAUGGUGAAAGGGGGUGUGGCCUACAAUGUCAUUCCAGCUGAAAUGGACGCCAGCUUUGACCUGAGGAUCCCGCCAACAGUCAAUCUCCAGGAGUUUGAAAAGAUGAUCCAGGGUUGGUGUAAAGAAGCAGGCGAUGAUGUCACCUAUGACUUUGCUCAGAAACACAUGAACCAGAACAUGACGUCCACACAAGAGAGCGAUCCCUGGUGGAAUGCUUUUAGUCAAACCUGCAAAGAAAUGGAUAUGACACUGCAGAAGGAGAUAUUUCCUGCCGCCACCGACAGCCGUUUCAUCCGAGCCGUGGGGAUUCCUGCCAUUGGCUUCUCCCCAAUGAACCACACACCCAUCCUACUGCACGACCACAAUGAAUAUCUGAACGAACGCGUGUUCCUGAAAGGCAUCGAUGUGUACAACAAGCUCAUCCCAGCUCUCGCCAACGUACCCGCCUCUCCAGAUGAGGCUUAAGUGCUCGUUUUUCAUAAUUACCAAAGAAGUAUGACAAGGCCACAAAUUAGGCCUUGGCAACAGUGAUUAUUUUGAUAAUACUCAGGCUGUUUAUUUUCUUUUAAAAAGACAUUUCCACUGUUAAUGUACGGGUGUAAUCAAAAUCAAAUCUGCCACGGAGAUUUGGAUGUCUGACUGAAAUUAAAAUCAUUGAACAAUCACGUUAAGAUAGCUACGGAUAAAUGAAAAGCACUUUUUGAAUGAACUCUUCACCCCUACAAUUUCAUUUAAUAAACUGCAGUUCAAUAAAUAUACAGUACGUGAUCAUAAUGA
Messenger RNA from Hippocampus comes (tiger tail seahorse), 1823 nucleotides. RefSeq names its product aminoacylase-1A. Gene Ontology annotation, cellular component: cytoplasm. The transcript has 15 exons. Gene Ontology annotation, molecular function: aminoacylase activity. The record is from RefSeq and is a predicted model, not a curated record. The coding region runs from base 240 to 1511 and encodes 423 amino acids. Gene Ontology annotation, biological process: amino acid metabolic process. Lineage: Eukaryota; Metazoa; Chordata; Actinopteri; Syngnathiformes; Syngnathidae.